This is a messenger RNA of Zootermopsis nevadensis, 9550 nucleotides long. NCBI's taxonomy places the organism in Eukaryota, Metazoa, Arthropoda, Insecta, Blattodea, Termopsidae. The record is from RefSeq and is a predicted model, not a curated record.
CUCUCUGGAGGGUUCUGAUAGCCGGAAACACUGACGUAGUACUCUGAAGAUGCAAAGAGAGGGCGAGAGGGUGAACCAGACACAACUGAGAGGAUUUGCCAGGGGUUGGCAGUCCUGAUCGGAGACUGCAGUCGGAGGUUAGGGAUGAACUGAUGUGGUCUACGUGCUCUUUUACAAGGAAGCAAGCGAGGACUUGAGGAAUCGGUGACACACACACAGCGGCCAGGCUGAAAUCCAUCUCCAGUUCAAAAAUCUGCUUAUAGAGUGUCAUGGCGUCAGUAUCAGGGCCGUCUUUACGAAUAGCCGCCCUUAUAGGCGUGGCCGUCCUCCUCUGCAUUCAGUUCACCGACGCUGCGCCCGUAUACGGCGACGAGCAGACCCAAGUGGACGAUUAUUAUGGUGAUGUGAAAGGCUGCUAUUACAACUUCCAGCAUUACGAUGAAGGGGAUCGCAUCAUUACCAAUGAACCUUGCCUUAAUUGUACCUGCCACAAUAGGAUGCUUAUGUGUUACCUACGAGUCUGUCCGUUCACGAAAGGCAUUGGACAAGACUGCACUAUUGAGAAGAAGUCCGACCAGUGCUGCCCUGUUAUCACAUGCCCUGAAGUUCCUGUACACCUGUUGACGAGCUCAACAGCAGCGACGACUUCACCGGCUCCUACCGGAUCCACCACGGCCAUCGGCCAACUCGAUGAUCACGGCUGCACCAUCGACAGUACUUUCUACACAGAUGGUGCACAGGUACCAGGAAAUCCUAGCAAUCCAUGUGAACUCUGUUACUGCAUCCGAAACAAGACGGCAUGUGUUAUGCAAGAAUGCACGUUGCAAGUAGAAGGUUGUCGGCCUGUUUAUCAGCCAGGAGUAUGUUGUCCAAUCCGAUAUGACUGUGAUUAUCUGGAUGGAACAGAGCUUCCAGAAGUUCCUGCGACAACUUUUCGACCAACACCCGGUCUCCUCCUAACCACAACCACGCCUGGACCGUUGGAUUGUCUGUUUAAUGAAGAGCUUUAUGCAGAUGGUGCCCGUAUCGAUAUUUCGAAACCUUGUGAACACUGUUACUGUAUGCGAGGAGACAUCGUGUGCGCCGUUCAAGAGUGUGGUACUCCGUUAGAACGUGAAGGAAAGAACUGUACAGCUUUACCACCACAGCCUGGCCAGUGCUGUCCUGAGCAGUAUCAGUGUGAUAAUGGAACAUUUCCAUUUGAAAGCCUUUCCCAUGAGAAGGAGGUGACAGCAACAUAUGCCGAUGUGGGUUUACCUGGAAAAGGAAGCACUUCUGCCGGCAGUGUGCAUGGUGGCAUAGAGCAUGAGAAAACUACAUCCAGUGGAGAACCAGUAACAGAGAAGGAAGAACAUGAACAAACCCAAGUACCACAAACAGCUAAUGGCGACCAAUUGCCUUCAUCAGAAAAGAAUGAACAACUGAUUCCAGAUAUUCAUGACGAAACUGUAACUCAGACAGCUGAUGAUGACCAAGAUAUAAAAGGAGUUAUACAACAAGAAACAGUAACUGACAUGAUACCAGAUAUAAAAGAUGAAGAGAAGCCCACACCAAGCCAAGGAGAAAUUCAGACCAUAGAUCACUCGGUGACCAGUGCUGAAGGAAUAACAGGAGUUGAACAAGUAGUUACAAGUUCAGAGACUGCGAAAGGAGAACAAGAAACAGCCAGUGGUUUUGGAACUGAUAAAGGAGAAGAAACACCUGAAAGUGUUGAAAAAGUAAAGGAUGACGGAAAACCAGAUACUGAUGCAGGAGGAGUGAUGGGGCUGUCUGAUAGUGACAUGGAACAAGAAAAAGUAACUGAAGAGGGAGGUGUACAACAGGCAUCAGUAACAGAAAGAUUAAGUGAUAUAGAACAGUCUGUAACUGAUAAUACAGAAAAAGAAAAUAUACCUGAGGGAGAGAAGGAGGAAGAACCAAUCAAUAUUAAUGGAUUGGAACAUGAAGUAGUAACUGAAGGGAAACAGGGUGCAGAACCACCAGUGACAAGCAAGGUAAAUCAUGAAUAUGUAACAGAAGCUGCAAAAGGUGAUGAAGUAACAGUGACAGAGGGCAUCACAAGUGAGGUGCAACCUGUAGAACACGAAGUAGUAACUGAAGGAGUGACCAGUGAACAUAAACCCAUAACAGGAAUAUCUGUGGAACAGGAGGUGGGAACUGAAAGACCAAAAGUGCAGGAACCACAUCUGGAAAAUGUACCAGUCACAGAGGGAGUAAAGGGAGAGAAACCGUCUGUAGAACAGGAAUCGGUAACUGACGGAGAGACGGGAGAAGAACACUCUGGAGAACAGGAACUUGUAACAGAGAGAAUAGGAGAAGGCUACUUUCCAGAUAAUGAACCUGUAACUGACAAAGUGAAGGAUGAAGAACCAUCUGUUGAACAUGAAUCAGUAACUGAAAUAGUUAAGGGUGAUGAACUACCUGUGCAACAAGAACAAGUAACAGAGAUAGCAGAAGAUGAAGUGCCAUCUGUGGAACAGAAACCAGUAACUGAGGUAGUGAAGGGUGAAAUACCAUCUUUGGAACAGGAACCUGUAACUGAGACAGUGAAGGGUGAACAACCAUCUUUGGAACAGGAAAUUGUAACUGAGACAGUGAAGGGUGAACAGCCAUCUUUGGAACAAGAACCUGUAACUGAGACAGUGAAGGGUGAACAGCCAUCUUUGGAACAGGAACCAGUUACUGAGACAGUGAAGGGUGAACAACCAUCUUUGGAACAGGAACCUGUAACUGAGACAGUGAAGGGUGAACAGCCAUCUGUUGAACAAGAGCCAGUAACUGAAAUAAUAAAAGUUGAAGAGUCAUCUACAGUACAUGAACCAGUAACUGAGAUAGUGAAUGAUGUACAACAAACUGUAGAGCAACAACUAGUAACUGAGGGAGUAAAAUUUGAAGAAACACCUGUAGAACAAGAACCAGUAACUGAAAUAGUGAAGGGUGAACAGCCAUCUUUGGAACAGGAACCUGUAACUGAGACAGUGAAGGGUGAACAGCCAUUUUUGGAACAGGAACCUGUAACUCAGAUAGUGAAGGGUGAACAGCCAUCUUUAGAAAAGGAGCCAGUAACUGAAAUAGUGAAGGGUGAAGAGCCAUCUUUGGAACACGAAACAGUAACUGAAGUAGUGAAGGGUGAACAGCUACCUUUGGAACACGAAUCUGUUACUGAGAUAGUGAAGGGUGAUCAAACAACUGUGGUGCUGCAACCAGUAACUGAAGGAGUAAAAGUUGAAGAACCGCCUGUAGAACAAGAGCCAGUAACUGAAGGAGUAAAAGUUGAAGAAACGCCUAUAGAACAAGAGCCAGUAACUGUGGAGGGUGAACAGCCAUCCUUGGAACAGGAACCUGUAACUGAAAUAGUGAAGGGUGAAAAGCCACCCACAGAACACAGACCAGUAACUGAGACUGUGAAUGGUAAAGAACCUUCUGUGGAACAAGAAUCAGUUACUGAGAUAGAGGGUGAAUUGCCAUCUGUGGAAAAUGAACAAGUAACUGAGGAUGUGAAGGUUGAAGAGCCAUCUGUGGAGCAGGGAACUGUAACUGAAGUAGUAAAAGGUGAAAGACCAUCUGUGGAACAUGAAGCAGUUACUGAAACAGAAAAGGUUGAAGCACAACCUGCAACAGGUGGUUUUGAACAUGAAUCUGUGACUGGGCUUGGGUUAGAAGUUGUUACAGCUGUUCCAGUAGCAGGCACUAGUAGCAGUGCAUUUGGUGGUGAUAGUGUUACUUCAUAUACUUCAGAAGGGCCAUCUGGCAUAUCUACAACUACAGAAACUGUUCCAACCCAUGGCAUUGUUCCAGGUGAAGGCAGCUGUCUUAUAAAUGGCCAGACAUUCUUGAACAACUCGGCUAUUCCGCCAGCCUCCCACUGCCAGCUAAGCUGUCGCUGUGUUAGCAGCAUUGUGCACUGCAUUUUGGUGAAAUGCUCUCCACCUCCACAGCAUCAUAGUAAUUGCAUGCCUGUUCACCAUGGUGGUGACAUAUGUUGCCCAACAUACACAUGUGAUGAAGAUAAUAAGGAGACACCUGAGUCUGAUAGUCAGAUGGCAGGAACAGAACGUCCUGGUACAACAAUAACAACGCAGGAGGAGAAAUUUGGAAACCAUAAAACAACCACCCGAGUAGAAUUGAUAUCAGAAGAGCAAUUGUAUCAGGUUACAGAAUCAUCAGUAGCUCACAUUCCUGGUGAAACUAUACCUGAAAAACCAGAAGAAGGAUCAGGACAUGUUCCUGUUGAAUUUGAUCAUCCAACAGAAAAUGUUGCUACCUUAUCGGAGGUUCCACAGACAGAAUCACCAGUACAAAAGCCUGAAGAUGUUUCUGUAGAAUUACAGACAAACAAAACUGAAGCAACUGAACCUGAACAAAAACCAGAGCAUAUUCCUGGACAAUCAGAAGAAGAUAACACAAAGCCUGUGCAUGAUCCUACAGAUUCUGGGACAGCUGAAACUGAAACACCUGAGCAAAAACCAGAAAUAGAAUCAGACCUUGGUCAUACACAAGCACAGGAACACAUUCCUUUUGAGCCUGAGACUGACCACCCAGAAAUACCUGAUAACUCUGAGAUUGACCAUUCAAAUACACCGGAGCACAUCACUAUUUCUUCUGAAAAUAGCCAUGCAGAAACACCAGAAGAGAUUCCAGAAACUGAACGGGAUCACACUGAAACACCUGUACCGAAACCAGGACAAAUCCCUGUUCAAUCUGAGAGUGAUCACACUAUAACACCAGAAGAAAAACCAGAGUCAGUAUCUGUUGAUUCUGAAGCACCCGACCAGAAGCCAGAACAUGUUCCUGUAGAACCUGAGGUGGAAACACCUGUACAUGUACCAGAAUUUAUCCCUACAGAAUCGGAGGCAGAUUAUACAGAAUCGCCUGAACAUCCUUCAUACCACACAGAAACACCUGACCUGAAACCAGACCACAUUCCUAUAGAAUCAGAAGCACAGCAUACAGAAGCACCUGAACAUAUACCAGAACAUGCUGUUACAGAAUCUGUAACUGGACAUACGGAGGCUCCCGAACAUAUCCCGGAGGAAGGUCAUUCUGAAGAACCUGAAAAAGAACAUAUUCCCGUAGGAUCAGAACCUGGACAUACAGAAACACCUGAACAUAUACCAGAACAUGAUGUUACAGAAUCUGUAACUGGACAUACGGUGGCCCCCGAACAUGUCCCCGAGGAAGGUCAUUCUGAAGAACCUGAAAAAGAACAUAUUCCCGUAGGAUCAGAACCUGGACAUACAGAAACACCUGAACAUAUACCAGAACAUGCUGUUACAGAAUCUGUAACUGGACAUACGGUGGCCCCCGAACAUGUCCCCGAGGAAGGUCAUUCUGAAGAACCUGAAAAAGAACAUGUUCCCACAGGAUCAGAACCUGGACAUACAGAAACACCUGAACAUAUACCAGAACAUGAUGUUACAGAAUCUGUAACUGGACAUACGGAGGCGCCUGAACAUGUCCCUGAGGAAGGUCAUUCUGAAGAACCUGAAAAAGAACAUGUUCCCACAGGAUCAGAACCUGGACAUACAGAAACACCUGAACAUAUACCAGAACAUGAUGUUACAGAAUCUGUAACUGGACAUACGGAGGCACCCGAACAUAUCCCGGAGGAAGGUCAUUCUGAAGAACCUGAAAAAGAACAUAUUCCCGCAGGAUCAGAACCUGGACAUACAGAAACACCUGAACAUAUACCAGAACAUGCUGUUACAGAAUCUGUAACUGGACAUACGGAGGCUCCCGAACAUGUCCCUGAGGAAGGUCAUUCUGAAGAACCUGAAAAAGAACAUGUUGCCGCAGGAUCAGAACCUGGACAUACAGAAACACCUGAACAUAUACCAGAACAUGCUGUUACAGAAUCUGUAACUGGACAUACGGAGGCUCCCGAACAUGUCCCUGAGGAAGGUCAUUCUGAAGAACCUGAAAAAGAACAUGUUGCCGCAGGAUCAGAACCUGGACAUACAGAAACACCUGAACAUAUACCAGAACAUGCUGUUACAGAAUCUGUAACUGGACAUACGGAGGCUCCCGAACAUGUCCCUGAGGAAGGUCAUUCUGAAGAACCUGAAAAAGAACAUGUUCCCACAGGAUCAGAACCUGGACAUACAGAAACACCUGAACAUAUACCAGAACAUGAUGUUACAGAAUCUGUAACUGGGCAUACGGAGGCACCCGAACAUAUCCCGGAGGAAGGUCAUUCUGAAGAACCUGAAAAAGAACAUAUUCCCGCAGGAUCAGAACCUGGACAUACAGAAACACCUGAACAUAUACCAGAACAUGCUGUUACAGAAUCUGUAACUGGACAUACGGAGGCUCCCGAACAUGUCCCUGAGGAAGGUCAUUCUGAAGAACCUGAAAAAGAACAUAUUCCCGCAGGAUCAGAACCUGGACAUACAGAAACACCUGAACAUAUACCAGAACAUGCUGUUACAGAAUCUGUAACUGGACAUACGGAGGCACCCGAACAUAUCCCAGAGGAAGGUCAUUCUGAAGAACCUGAAAAAGAACAUGUUCCCGCAGGAUCAGAACCUGGACAUACAGAAACACCUGAACAUAUACCAGAACAUGAUGUUACAGAAUCUGUAACUGGGCAUACGGAGGCACCCGAACAUAUCCCAGAGGAAGGUCAUUCUGAAGAACCUGAAAAAGAACAUGUUCCCGCAGGAUCAGAACCUGGACAUACAGAAACACCUGAACAUAUACCAGAACAUGCUGUUACAGAAUCUGUAACUGGACAUACGGAGGCUCCCGAACAUGUCCCUGAGGAAGGUCAUUCUGAAGAACCUGAAAAAGAACAUAUUCCCGCAGGAUCAGAACCUGGACAUACAGAAACACCUGAACAUAUACCAGAACAUGCUGUUACAGAAUCUGUAAGUGGACAUACGGAGGCUCCCGAACAUGUCCCUGAAGCAGAUCAUUCUGAAGCACCUGAACAUAAACCAGAACACAUUCCUUCAGAUUCUGAAACUGACCAGACAGAAGCACCAGAACAUGUUCCUACAGAAAUGGACAUCUUAAACACAAAAGUGCCCGAACGUGUCCCUGAGACAGGCCAUUCUGAAAAACCUCAAUAUAAACCAGAGCAUGUUUCUACAGAAUUUGAGCUUGAACAUACGGUAGCACCUGCUCCUGAGUCAGAACAUGUUCCUGUGGAAGUAGAAGCUGACAAUACGAAAGCACCUGACCAUGUCCCCGAGGUUAGCCAGUCAGAAGGGCCAGAACAUGUGCCAGAACACAUUCCCACAGAAUCAGAAACACCAGAACAGAAGCCACAACAUAUUCCUUCUAUAGUUUCUGAUUUUGAUCACACUGAUUUACCUCUUCAGAAACCUGAGCAAAUCCCUGUAGACUCUGGAAGUGACAUAACAUUAACUCCCAUACAUGUACAAACUGAAAUAGGACAUGAUAUUGUUCCAACAGUGAAACCCAUACAUGGACUUGUAACAUCUGCAGAUCACACGGUUUCUUCUAUAGAACAUGGUAUAAUUCCUGGUGAAGGAAAUUAUAGUGCUCAUGAAACAACAAAAUCACCAGUGACAAGUGUUUCUGAUCACAAAGCCACAAAUAUAUUUGGAGCAUCGGUGACAACAGAAAACUAUCCACAUGAAAGCCCUGGAGGAUUUCACUUUACGACAGCACAGAUAAUUCCAUCAGAAAAGCCAACAACAGGUCAUCACUUUUCAACUGAAGAGCCACUUGGAGGAGGAGAAGGAGAGGCAAAUAUUCCAUCUUCAGGUGGUGCUUAUCUCCCACCAUCAUCUGGUGGUUCAGAUUAUGAUGAGGAUGAUGAGCAAGCUGCCUUUGGACCUGGCACCUGCCGCUAUGGUGGAAAAGUUUAUGUGUCAGCACAGCAGAUUCCCAGGGAUGACCCUUGCGAUUUCUGCUUUUGUUUCCGUAGUGAUAUUAUCUGUCUUCAACAGAGUUGUCCGCCACCAAUUAAAGGAUGUCAUGAAGAACCAAUUCAAGGUUUCUGUUGCCCUCGUUAUGAAUGUCCAGUAUCCAUGGCAACCUCCGUGAAUGUGACAACAACUACCACUACUACCACUACAACGCUGCCCCCACACUUUUUUUCACACGCGUACAAGGGAGUAGCAUCACGGACAGGGUGCCAGAUACAAGGACAAGCAUACAGAGUGGGUGAAAUAGUUCGGUCAGCAUCAGGGCCCUGUCUGACCUGUAGAUGCGGAGGAGAUGGUCAAAUGAAAUGCGAUCCUAAAGUGUGCAGUCCAGAACCUAUGUUGAGGAAAAUGAUUGAGGCAGUAUCUACAAGACGGAGAUGAAGUUGAUCUUUUUUUGUGAACUUAAUUUGCGUGCUCAAUCCUCUCCCUGCGAGCAGGGGAGAAAGUUUGUUUCUUCAGCAACUACGAAGGUUGCAGAUGACAUGUUGUGAUGGUGAGAGUGAUAAACCCAACUCCAGCAUUACAUAGCUUGCCUCUGGCAGCAUAUGAACAGUUUGCAAAAUGCAGUGUGAAUGGCCAUGAAGAAUGCCAGUAGACAUUUCUUUCAAACAAUUAAAAUGGGUGCCAAAAUGACAGGACAAAAAGAGGAAGAGAGAGAGUGUGCAAAAGAUUUUCAUACUAACUGUGCCUUUUCUCUAAUUCCUCCCUAAAUCCUUUCAAUCUUUCUGUCUUCCAGUCUAUCAUUUUGCAGAUGUAAAGACAGUAUUUACAUCAAAUGCAAGACAGUGACUGACUGAUGACUACUUAUUUGGGUAAUUCAAUGAAUCUAGAAAUACUCAACACAACUGCACAACUUGACAAAACAUGCAACGUGUAACAAACCAUGUGAUCCUUAGACUGAUUCUCUAGAAACUAAAUUGAAUGUGUGUCAUAGGACUCUGUAUAUCUUAUGUUUUUGCCUCAAACAUUUCUUCUCUUCAGAGAAUAUUACAGGUUAUUUACAGUUGAGUAACACAGGAUGUUGCACGUCACUAAUUGUACAUUGACUUUGGUCAUGGGUUGAUAGAAGGAAUUAUGCAUCCUUUUGUCACGAAUGCUGAAUGACAUCACACACUAUAAAUAGCUCAAAAAAAAUUAUAGAUUUGCAUAUUUUCAUAUUAUGUGUUUCAGUCACACAAACAUUUAAUUUAUAAUUUAGAUGUGAAAAAGUUUGACGUGUACAUUUAAUAGUAAGCUGUUCUGGCUUCAGCUUCGUGACCAAUAAUUGCCUGAGUUGUUUGACAGGUAGAAAUAUAGAGAAUUUGGUUCUGAUUCUUUUUUAUAUAUAUAUUUUUUUGUAGUAAAAUACAUUUCUACCUCUUGAACAUUUAGGUUUGGAACAUAUGUACAUUUUUGCAUUAUGUCCAAGUUUAUCACUUAAGUACUAGUAAUUUUAGUAUUUAUAUAUAAAUAUAUAUACAUAUGUAAUUAUGUGACCCUUGGCCAGUGAUUUUUUCACAAAAUUGAAUAAUUUAUAUGUUAAUUGGGAAUAAUAAAUUAUGUUCAAUUUUGUGUUCAAAAUCAUACUUUCAGUAUCUGACUGCUGGCUGAGGAAGUACACACAAAAGAUAAAUCCAAUUCCCCCAUUUUUACAAAUAAAAUUUUAUACAGUAAAA